GACACGCCAAAAUUAAAACUAAACAAAGUAAAGGUGACCACUUUGUAGCUCUGGAGAUGGUGAACGUGUAGUAAAUGCGAAGGAGUACAGUGUGCAACACGCGCACACUCAAACAAACAAAUCAUCACAAGUCAAUGUGCCGUUGGCGGUGCUUUGCGUGUGUGUUGUGUUAGUUCAUCCUCUCUCACUCCUUUUUUCUCCUUUUCUAAUCCUUUCACUUCACUCAUCUUUUUUCCCCCUUUUCCCUAUUUUCAUCUUCUUUUGCAUUUUUCUCCGACUCCGUUUCAUGCAUUUUCCCGCUGCUUAAGGACCAUCCUCCAAUACCACGCCGCUUCUUCUUCCUAGGGUUUCUCUGAACCAAUUCCUAUGGCCAUCAGAGGCGUCGAUUUCAAGUGGUACGAUGGCUUUUUCUUGUUCAUGCUCGCCACCAGUGUAGUUAUUGUGGCAAUCAAUUGGAAGCGGUAUCAUUCUUGCACGUAUCCGCUGCAUAUAUGGAUUGUGGUCGACUACACCACUGUGUUUGUUUUCCGGGUAUUGAUGUUUGUUGAUAACGGGCUUUCUGCAGGAAUGGGUUUAGAUUUUGGGUGGCAGCAGAGAUAUGCUCGUUUCUGUGGAAGAGUAGUUGUCCUUUCAAUCCUUGUGUUGCUUCUCUAUCCAUUUCUUUGGGCUUGGACUGUAAUUGGUACCCUGUGGUUCAGCAGUGCCAAGAACUGUUUGCCUGAAGUGGGUAAAAAAUGGGGCUUUCUCAUCUGGUUACUUUUUAGCUACUGUGGACUCUUUUGCAUUGCUUGCAUGUCUCUGGGGAAGUGGUUGACUCGAAGACAAGCACAUUUAUUGCGUGCCCAACAGGGUAUCCCUGUAUCUGAAUACGGGGUUCUGGUUGACAUGAUCCGAGUGCCUGAUUGGGCAUUUGAAGCCGCAGGCCAAGAAACAAGGGGCAUGGGCCAAGAUGCUGCUGCAUAUCAUCCAGGACUUUACCUAACUCCAGCUCAGAGAGAAGCAGUUGAAGCUUUAAUUCUGGAACUACCAAAGUUCAGGUUAAAGGCUGUUCCUACUGAUUGCAGUGAAUGCCCCAUCUGCUUAGAAGAGUUCUAUGUAGGGAAUGAGGUCCGUGGCCUGCCCUGUGCUCACAAUUUUCAUGUUGAAUGCAUUGAUGAGUGGCUUAGGCUCAAUGUGAAAUGUCCUCGGUGCCGUUGCUCAGUUUUCCCAAACCUUGAUCUUAGUGCACUGUCCAGUCUCCGUGCUGAGCCUGAACAAUUUUCUGCCAGUGUUGUGACAACAGCCAGAUAUGUGAGAGGCCAACCAUCUAGUCUAAGUUACCGGCUAAGAUUGCAGGGUCUUCUGUGUCCAGUCCGUGCUGAAAUUGCAGGACCAGUUGGUGACAUAGAUAAUGCGUUGAAAAAUGCUCAGAAUGGCGUUGUAUCAAUUGUGACUCAAAAUGCAUCAUCAUCUGGAGACCAAGCCUCUUCUGUCGAAUGCAUGCCUGUUACUGUCUGUCAUUCCUCUGCACAAAGUUAGGCUACAUUGUUUCUGAAGUCCUAUUAUAUUUCUAACCCAUUCUUGAGAAGGUGAAGAAUGCAUAUCCAUAUCUGGCCCUUGUAAAAACGAUGUUUUGAUCCACAUAAAGAAUUGGGUCAGUUCCUUGUCGGGGCAGCUUGGAGUUGUAGGACUUGGAAAAUCAAAGUAUAAUUUUUGGCUUAACUAACAUAGAUUAGAGCUGCAAAUGUGUAGUUGUCUUUACGUUUAAUAAUAACUUGUAAAGAGAGUUUGAAAUUCCAAUUAUAUAUUGAAUUCUGCUUUUGCCUUUUACCUUCCUACUCGGGGAUAAAAUAUUUUCACACUUUUUUGGCAGCAGGGUGUGUAGGGUUAUACACACAGGCAGUGCUUGUAGGUAUUUUGUAAAAGUCAAUAAAUUGAUUUGUGAUUGAAUGAGUAAAUAAGAUCAUUUUAUUCUGUUA
This is a messenger RNA of Glycine soja, 1958 nucleotides long. Its product is annotated as E3 ubiquitin-protein ligase SIS3-like. The record is from RefSeq and is a predicted model, not a curated record. Bases 367 to 1518 code for a protein of 383 amino acids. Gene Ontology annotation, biological process: sugar mediated signaling pathway. Lineage: Eukaryota; Viridiplantae; Streptophyta; Magnoliopsida; Fabales; Fabaceae. The transcript is spliced from 10 exons. Gene Ontology annotation, molecular function: ubiquitin-protein transferase activity.